CUGAACUAAUCGGGUCUUUUUAGCAGUGCUGAGUUGUUUCCCAGGCUCAGGGCAUCUCUGAGACUGCGCUAGAGGAACGGCAGCAUGACGACCCGUCUGAAGAAGAACAGGAAGAAAAGGGGACAUGUGAGCGCUGGUCAUGGGCGUGUUGGCAAGCACCGCAAGCAUCCUGGAGGUCGAGGUAAUGCUGGAGGUAUGCACCACCACCGGAUCCUGUUCGAUAAGUACCAUCCAGGAUACUUCGGCAAGGUCGGUAUGCGGUACUUCCACAAGACGAUGAACAAGUUCCACUGUCCCAUCGUGAACAUCGAUAAGUUAUGGUCGUUGGUGCCUGAGGCCGUGAAGGAGAAGGCUGAUGGAGACAUGAGCGCACCUCUCUUGGACGUUACCCAGCACGGGUUCUUCAAGGUGCUUGGCAAGGGUGACUUACCGUCUCAGCCUAUGGUUGUGAAGGCCAAGUUUUUCUCCAAGCUUGCGGAGAAGAAGAUCAAAGUGGCCGGCGGUGCUGUCAUCCUGACUGCUUAGAUUUACAUGUGCGAGGUUUAUUUGCGGGAUGUGAGGAGGGCCGUAGCAUUGACUUGGUGGUUAAUAGCGUCACCUGAAAUGAACUUCCUGUUUUUAGGAACGGCCGCACACUUGUUUCAUUCUCCUUCUGAGGAUUUUGCUUAUGGAACGAAAGGAUUACUCUCGAAAUUUUUAGGCUGGUGGAAAUCACAGCUAUUUCAUCAA
This is a messenger RNA of Physcomitrium patens, 729 nucleotides long. Its product is annotated as large ribosomal subunit protein uL15x. Gene Ontology annotation, molecular function: structural constituent of ribosome. Gene Ontology annotation, biological process: translation. NCBI's taxonomy places the organism in Eukaryota, Viridiplantae, Streptophyta, Bryopsida, Funariales, Funariaceae. The record is from RefSeq and is a predicted model, not a curated record. Gene Ontology annotation, cellular component: ribosome; cytosolic large ribosomal subunit.